Messenger RNA from Erpetoichthys calabaricus (reedfish), 2081 nucleotides. RefSeq lists its product as uncharacterized. The record is from RefSeq and is a predicted model, not a curated record. The transcript is spliced from 6 exons. Lineage: Eukaryota; Metazoa; Chordata; Cladistia; Polypteriformes; Polypteridae. Bases 106 to 2034 code for a protein of 642 amino acids.
GGGUCCCGAGGCUCCAGGCAGGGAAACAUCCCGUUAAAGGAGCUGGCCCGCCACUGCCGCCGCCGCACGCGUGGGGCGGAGGAGACUGGCCGGCUCAUUGACGAGAUGUUGGAGGCCUUCGGGGACGCCACUGACACCAUGGGUAUCCCGCUUUUGGACCGCGCUAAGAUCCAGGACAUCUGGAAAACACAGAGGCGCCACCUCCACUGCAUCCAGGACCCACCCGGCGUGCACCUGUACAUGCAGACCGGGCAGCUGGUCAAAGGGGGGAUCACGCUGCCGGUGUUCAGGUGUGCGCGAGGUUCAACUUCGUUGGAGUCGUUCCACCUGCAUCUGGACCGCUUCAUACCUGGCACUUCAGCCAGCGCGGCCCACUUUCAGGCCUAUCUGCUGGAAGGCCUGGCGCGGUGGAACGAGGACCAUGCGGCACAAGCAGUGGAGGCAGCAGACCGUGAUAUGGUCUGCUACAGUGGCCAACUCCAGCACACCGUCAAUGAGCUGAGUGAAAUUUUAUAUCGCACGAAGCUAGUUGACGAUCACACCCGGCCUGCGAAGUACACUGGUGAGCUCAUCGGCGUCCAGUACCUUUUUUCGCAGACCAGUCGAGUGCUGGAGGAAGUGAUGGGCAGGGAUCCCGACGCUCCGGAUGGGACUGAUACAGACGACGACAGUGUCGACGAGGGCUUCCAAGAGAACGAGGGGUCGGUAGAAGAACAUCUCGAAAACACCCUCUUCGGCCUUGAGGAGGACUUCGCCCGACAACCGUUGUCUGACAAGUCCCAGUCGCAACCUGCCAUCGGCGCCUCACAGUCUGGGCCAGCCGACCAGGAGACCUCCCCUGGAGACGAGGCCAUUCAAAGGGUGUCCCACGAGCCAAGUAGCCUUGGAGCUGACACUGGCCCGGGUUAUGAGCACGUGGUCAACCUGGCCUCUAGUCUCAUGACGCUGCGUCACCGUGCUUAUGUGACUCAGCAGCAAGUGGCGGAGAUUGUCGCUCUCUGGGAACGAUUGCCGGAGGGCGACAAGGCCCCGGUUCGCUUCCCGCCACGCCACCAGGAAAGACUGGUGAAGGGGAGGUUCCGACGCAAGCACUCGCAGACCAGUGUCACACCGGGAGUGGAGAGCUUGCGACGGUGUAUGGUCGGCCAAGGUGGCCAAGCCGCACAGAUGCCAAACAUCAGCCGCCUUGUGGAGGCCGUUUGUAUAGAGCUGUCCAGGAUUCACCCCGAAGGAACCACCAUCUGCGGCGUGAGGGUGAACCGCUGGGCAGCUGUGAUGCGGGAUUAUAUCUGCAUCCAAGAGAACAUCCUUACAAACCCGGUACUCAUGGCCCAGACACGUAUCCAGUUAUUCCCCCUCAAUCAGCGCACCCUGGCACAAUGGCACCUCACUCGCACCAGGGAGCUGGUACGGCGGGCUCUGGAGAUGGCCGUGCCAUUGCCAUCCAGCUCGGCCCUUGCUUCGGAGCCCACCCCUGCCGUACGGCCACGGCCCACGGGCCCCGAGCAGUCCGCUGCACCAUGUCAUGAAUACUCGGACCUGCCUGACCUGUCCGGUCAGGCGACGCAGCGAACUCGGGGCCCCGUGGAUGUGGCACCGCCAAUUGUUGGCCACCCCCCGUGCCACAAGAAGCACCCGCCACCCAGCCACUCCUCCCGCCGGCUGACACUGCCGCUUCUCCGCCUCCACCGGCACAACCUUCAGUACCCCGCACCACUGCCUGGCGGCGGAAGAAAAAACAGGAGGCGGAGGAGCUGGCGCAACAGCAAGGUAUCCCUCCCAAACAAAGAAAAAAAGCGGAGGCCUUUGUUUGCCAGCGCUGUGGCCAUCCUAAAACAAAAGAGUUCGGCCACAGCCGCUUUGGGAGGGAAACCUUUUGUUCCACCUCAGCCGGCAGAAGUGUCCAGGAGUGGCUGGAGGAAAAGAGGAGAGCGAAGCAAAAUCGUGCCGGGGGGGAUGGCCACUAAACAAUUUUUGUUAAUCAGUAGAUGGGCCCAUACAUUGCUUUUUUUUUUUUUUUUCUUAUUUUUAUAAAUUUUUCAAGCUGUUUUUACUUUUUUUUAUUUUUUUUUGCAAAUGAC